CCUAGGUUUAAAUCCAUAACUUUCUAGCUUGACCUCAGCGAGUGAAAGCAACCCGCAAGCUGAUACACAAAAGGAGUGGAGGACCUGCAGCAAUGGGAAUCAAACUGUACUACACCACCGUUACUGCCUCGCGGACGGUGAAGUCUCAACAGGCAGAAGUGAUUCGAAUCCUUGAGAGUAAAAGCAUCAAGUACGAGCUGGUCGACAUCUCUGUGGGCGGGGAGCUUCGUGACGAAAUGAGAAGCAAAGCUGGGAACCCCGCGGCAGUCCCUCCCCAGCUGUUCAAUGAAGACCAGUACUGUGGGGACUAUGAAAUGUUUUCUGAGGCGGUGGAAGCGGAUACAGUGGACCAAUUUCUGAAACUGGCGUGAGGAGGACGUAGGAGUGUCAGUCUCCAUCUUAACCCUAUUCCCUUAACCACCCACCUGCCCUCCCUGUGUGGUAAUAGAGGCCCUUUUAUUCAGUCUCUCUCUGCAACACUGGCAGUAUCCAUUCACUUUCAAUGCCAUAAUGAAGAAUGCCAAAUAUCACAUAUUCCCCCGACUGCACCAUGAGACUCGCUCUUAAUCUGUUGGAUGUUUUUAUUCUGUUCUUUUCCUUUUGAUUUUUGUCAGACCGUUUUCCUUGUCUGACAGACUAGUGUUAACAGUCCCCUUGGAGUCAAUGAGGUGUCUAAACGUGCGGUAAUUAGGUCGACUUAUCUUGGCCGCAGCCACAUGAUCACUGAGGUUAGCUAAACUAAUCCGCUGGAUGACAACAUUAACCCAGAAUCUCCCUGAUCCUCUGCAGACCCAACACACAAUCAUCCCUCAGUCUUAACUACUUUGUUGUCUAUUUUUUGUGGUUGUUGUUGUUGUUGUUGUUGUAGCCUUUGAAUUCCCCAUGUUGUGCAUGACUGCGCACUAUUUGUACCUCACAGUGCACAGGGACGUAGCAAGGACUGUAAUGUCCUUAAACCUAGUUAAUUAUGAGAGUUCUAGCAGCUAAAUGCCUUUUUGGCAUGGACAACUUUAUUGUUGUUGUAAUUUUGGUUCAUUGGUCCCAAUAUGCAAUCUAUGACACAAGGUUUGGUACUGACGUGGGAACCUACUGUUGCCCACUGACACUCAUCUGACCUGUGUUAAGGAACGAUAAUGCAGCUAGAACUUGGACAAAUAUAAAACAUACAAAUUACUUCAACUAGUACUUGUACACAUUUAAAAGUAUCUAUUUUGUUUUUCUUUUUUUUGUAGUAGUAAACAAACAAAGUUACGUUCACACGCAUUGUCCUUGAGGUCUACUGAAAGUCUGGAGUGCAUUUCCUUCCAAAGAGAAUCUAAAAAAUGUAUCAGAAAUGGUGCGUUGUUCACAUCCAUGUUUGCUAGCAUGCAGUCUUCUUCCUCUUCAUCUUUUUGAACAUAUUGCUAUUAUUCUUUGCGCAUUACUGCCCCCAGCCGUCAAUCAGUGAAGCUGCGUGGCAGGUGUGUGUAUCGCCUGUGUGCACGCUAUAAAGACAAAAUGGGGACCCACUCGUUAAAACAUUGGUCCAUACCGCUGCUAGUGGUCAAAAAGUCUAAACGGUCCCUUUAAUCUAAGUUGUGGAAAUGUCUUAACAAAGAUGAAGCCAGAUGAUGUGUUGGUUAAAUCUAUCCAAAAUGG
This is a messenger RNA of Etheostoma cragini (Arkansas darter), 1638 nucleotides long. RefSeq names its product SH3 domain binding glutamate-rich protein like 3 (gene sh3bgrl3). Lineage: Eukaryota; Metazoa; Chordata; Actinopteri; Perciformes; Percidae. Gene Ontology annotation, cellular component: cytoplasm. The record is from RefSeq and is a predicted model, not a curated record. The transcript is spliced from 3 exons. Bases 93 to 371 code for a protein of 92 amino acids.